AUGCUGUUUUUGCUUGAUUUGAACAUCUUUAUGCUGGUGAUAUGGGUACUGUUGUUUGCUGAUCUGAUCUUUAUGUUUUGAGUUGUAGGUGAACAAAAUUAAGGAAUUGCCGCAAAAUUCUAAGAUAGUGGCUACUCACACAGACAGCCCUGAUGUUCUCAUUUGGGAUGUUGAAAGUCAACCUAACCGUCACGCUGUCCUUGGAGCUACAAACUCUCGUUCAGAUUUGGUAUGCCUAUUUGAUUAGGCCAUGUGCACUAAUUAUCCAGAACAUUUGUCCACCUAGGAAAGUACAGACCAAUUUGUAACACAGAAUCAAAUCACAUAAUGAAGCUGAUGCAUGUUCCUUUUGUUUAUGAGAAAUUUGUUUGUUUCCCUAAAAACUAGGAUUUAUGAAGUGUGAAUAGGCCAAAUCAUGUUGCAGUUUCAGUAUAUUGAUUUAUUGAAUAAGCUUUUCAGUUAUUGAGGGUGAUUGUAUUGAACGGAUGAGCUGGGUAUAGCAUCUUUGGGGCCAGAAAAGGGUUAACGGUGCUAAAUCUUUGAAAUUGGCGUGGAUUCCUCCACAAUUUGAAUUGUGUGGACCUCCAUCUUUAGUUCCCCCGAAAUAUUGACAGGACACCAAGACAAUGCUGAGUUUGCUCUUGCAAUGUGCCCAGCUGAGCCUUAUGUUCUUUCAGGAGGAAAAGAUAAAACAGUGGUGCUGUGGAGUAUUGAAGACCAUGUAACAUCGGCCGCUACGGACAAGUCUGGUGGAUCUAUUAUCAAGCCGAACCCUAAAUCUGGGGAAGGCAAUGACAAAAUUGUUGAUAGCCCUUCUGUCGGGCCAAGAGGUAUCUACUCUGGGCACGAUGAUACUGUUGAAGAUGUAGCCUUUUGCCCUUCUAGUGAAGUGCGCAGGAGUUCUGUAGUGUUGGAGAUGAUUCUUGUCUCAUUUUAUGGGAUGCACGCGUUGGCUCUAGUCCUGUUGUUAAGGUCGGCAGAUAAUUCUGUUCGCUUGUUUGAUCGGCGCAGUCUCACCUCUAAUGGGGUUGGGUCUCCUAUCCAUAAGUUUGAGGCUCAUAAAGCCGCUGUUCUUUGUGUUCAGUGGUCUCCAGACAAAUCAUCUGUAUUUGGAAGUUCAGCCGAAGAUGGUCUCUUAAACAUUUGGGAUUAUGAGAAGGUUGGUAAAAAGAUAGAGCGAGCUGGGAAAACAAUAAACUCUCCUCCAGGGUUGUUUUUCCAACAUGCUGGUCAUAGAGACAAAGUUGUUGACUUCCACUGGAAUGCAUAUGAUCCAUGGACAAUUGUAAGUGUGUCUGAUGAUUGUGAAAGCACUGGUGGAGGGGGAACAUUGCAGAUAUGGCGUAUGAGUGAUUUGCUCUAUAGACCAGAGGAUGAGGUUUUGGCAGAGUUGGAGAAAUUCAAAUCUCACGUGGUGGCUUGUGCUGCAAAAACCGAUACAUAAUUUACUUCAUAGAUGAAGGGUUGUGUAAUUUUCACUUUUUUAUUUACUUUGUUGUGGAUUCAUCUUUUGCCAUAUUAGAGAACAUAACAUGUAAUUCUUAGCUCAUGUGGCUCCAUUUUCACUGGACAGAACAGAUGUAGGCUGGAUAUUGGAGAAUGAAUAGGCUUAUUUAUAACGUAAGCAAAUGAAUGAGAUUCACUUACCCUAAAA
Vicia villosa (hairy vetch) is the source of this 1654-nucleotide messenger RNA. RefSeq names its product WD-40 repeat-containing protein MSI4-like. Gene Ontology annotation, molecular function: histone binding. The transcript has 10 exons. The coding region runs from base 647 to 1444 and encodes 265 amino acids. Gene Ontology annotation, cellular component: nucleus. Lineage: Eukaryota; Viridiplantae; Streptophyta; Magnoliopsida; Fabales; Fabaceae. The record is from RefSeq and is a predicted model, not a curated record. Gene Ontology annotation, biological process: regulation of gene expression.